AUGUCUGACGCGAGCAGCCCUCAACGCAGCCCACAUGGCUCCAGUCCAACCCAUAACUCUCAAGAUGACAGACCCCCAGGCGGGACACGUAGAUCAGGCGCGAAGACUGCUCGCAAGGUGCAGUGGGUGGAGAACGACCGGGAGCCGAUUACGUCCAUCCGCGCGUUGGACGAGCAUGGGCUUGACCCGGAACCGUUUGAGACGCUGACCGACGCGCUCGAACGCCAUCGGUCCGACUCUCCCGUUGACCGUGGUCGCCCGGAUGGCACCGUCGCUCCAGACUCGGCGCUCUCAUCUUCGUCCGAAGUGACGCUUGCGCCCAUGCGGGACAUUCCAGGCGAGGUGUUCAUCGGCGCUGACGAGACUGCUGGCCUGCCAGGUACAGGCACCGAGCAACAUGCUGUCCACCAGGCGCAAAAGGUCGUGAGUGCGCACAAACGUGGUAUUUUCGGGGGGUUUCGCCUUCCAGGCCAUCACAAUGAGCCGCAGAACGUCCGCCGGAGGAAGAGAGGCAGGAGUAGGACCAGAGGCUUAUUCUCGCGCCACAGUGACGGCGAAGACUGGGACGGUGACACCGAUGUAGAGAAAUCUGCCGAUUCGGGGCGCGCGACACCCGCGAUGCAACCUGGCACGGGCGUCCUUGGUGCCCUCCUCGCGCUGUAUGACCAUAGCUCCAUCUCACAGUCCGGUCGGUCAACGCCAACGCCUUCGCGUUCCUCGUCCGACGAGCUUCGUCCGCCGUCUGUCUUAGGAAAGUCUUCCACCUUUGACAGCAUGGGAAGUACGGCCCCUUUGAUAUCCGGUGCACCCUCAGCAUCGUCCGCCUUCGGUGGCCCGCCACUGACGACCACGUCAUCGAGGUCGUCGACUUUCAACUGGGCAAAGCCGUUCGUGCUGGGAGAGCAGCGGAUGCCCCACGCCAGGAACGGAGCAGGCGUGUUUGGUCCGCUCAUCGCCAGUACAGGUAACAUUAGUGGGGUGGCGGCCCCCGCAUCUAGCACACUCGCUCCCAAUAUCAAAAGACCUGGGUACCACUUAUCGCGUUAUUCGCUCGAAAGCAAUUUGCCCACGUUGGAGACUGUUCAGAAGACCGUCCCGCGGUCGCGCAGCACGGAUUUCGGGAGUCUACCUAACAUCGAGACGACGGCAACCCUGUCGGAGGACACACACCAGGCGCGGUACUCACCCAGCGGCAGGCAGAAGUGGACCGGUGUUCUGAAGGAUUUGCCUAAGCGCGGCUGGAGCCGUCCGGGAACGCCUAGUACCACACCGAACUCACCGGAGGACGAGUGGAUCCACGACAAGUAUAUUUCGGAGGAAGAGCGCAAGCGUGAGCGCGCGGAGCGUCGGUUGAAGAGACGCAAGGCAACUAUUUACAUUACCCGCCACGUCGCGGCAAUUGUCCAGCGGCAGGAGUUUAUCCUAAAGCUGACGCGUGCGAUGAUGAUGUUUGGUGGCCCGAGUCAUAGGCUGCAGGCACAGAUCAUGUCGACGGCUAAGGUCCUUGAGAUCCAACUGUCGUGCAUGUAUCUGCCAGAUGUCAUGCUCAUCUCGUUCGACGAUGCUGCCACGAGCACGAGUAACAUCAAGUUCAUUCGCCAAGGUAGCGCACUCGAUCUGGGCAAGCUGCAGGACGCAUAUGCACUGUACUGGAAGGUCAUCCACGACGAUAUCUCGGUGAAAGACGCGUCGAUCGAACUUGACAACUUGAUGCGGAACCCACCGCUGUACAAGAUGUGGCAGCUCGUCAUAUUCGGUGGUUUCUGCUCAUCGUCCAUAUGCAGCGUCAGCUUUAAUGGCUCGUUCAUCGACUCGUUGAUCUCGUUCCCGCUUGGGUGUAUGCUCAUCGUCAUUCAGUUGUUUGCUGCUCGAAAUGAGCUCUAUUCUAACGUCUUCGAGAUCACUGUUGCUACUAUCUUCAGUUUUAUCGCCGCAGCGCUCUCCUCUACCCAUCAUUUUUGCUACUCCGCUGUUGCUUCGGCAUCAGUGGUGCUCAUCCUCCCUGGUUUCAUCGUUCUGUGUGGCAGCCUGGAGCUCGCUACCCGCAACAUCGUGUCCGGUGCCGUCCGCGUUUGUUUCUCAUUCAUAUACUCGCUAUUCCUUGGCUUCGGGCUGGCGAUCGGGGCGACUGCGUUCUCGAAGAUCACACACCAAGACUCCCUCCCGGGCGAGAACGACCUGACAUGCUCGAGGAGCCACAACCCUGAUGGUCCGUGGUGGCAGCAGACCCCAUCCCUAUGGUGGGCGUUCCUCACCGUGCCUCUGUACUCGCUCUCCCUCGGUCUGCGGAACCAUGCGCCGUGGUGGAGGAAGGAAACACUGCUAGCUGUACUGGUAUCCUCCCUUGGAUGGGUUUCGAAUCACUUCACGGGCACUAAGUUCCCUGGGCAGAGCGACGUCUCUGCUGCGGUUGGCGCCCUGGCGGUUGGGUUCACGUCUAAUUUGUACGGCCGGUUCUUCAACGGCAAUGCUUUUGUUAUCAUGAUUACCGGUAUCCUCUUCCAGCUACCCUCCGGCCUAGCGAACGGCGGAUUGUUCACAUUCGCGUCGAACGAGACGUCCGGCACGAAUUCGAGUAUGACGUACAUGUCCGGGUUCGAUACGGCGAUGCAGCUCGUGUCCGUGUCCAUCGGUCUCACCGUCGGGCUCGGCAUCUCCCUCGUCAUUGUCCACCCUUUUCCGUCCCGGCGGCGGGCUGGUGGUGUUUUCAGCCUUUGA
Molecule: messenger RNA, 2718 nt
Organism: Sparassis crispa
Lineage: Eukaryota; Fungi; Basidiomycota; Agaricomycetes; Polyporales; Sparassidaceae
Product: Pheromone-regulated membrane protein
Exons: 10
Coding region: 1-2718 (905 amino acids)
Biological process (GO): transmembrane transport
Molecular function (GO): transmembrane transporter activity
Source: RefSeq, a predicted model, not a curated record